AUGAUAGUGGUCCUCUAUAAGGGUCCAACAAUUUUAUCUAUUACAACAGAAAAGGAUUGGAUAGACGGUGGCCUAUUACUUACUGUUGGGUACCUUCUAUUCUCAGCCUGGUGUAUCCUUCAGACACAUAUCAUGAAGAUAUACCCGGUUGAGCUAGUUCUGGCCUUCUUAUACAACUUGUGUGGCACAAUAAUAUUGGCACCAGUAUGUUUCUUAGCUGAAAGAAACUUGAGUGCUUGGAGACCACGACCUGUUAUUCCGUUGCUUGCCAUUAUCUACUCGGGAGUAUUUGGUUCAUCCGUCAGCAUUCUAGUUCACAUAUGGGGCCUGCACUUGAAGGAUCCUGUUUAUAUUUUGAGCUUCAAGCCAUUGUCAAUUGCAAUUGCUGCUGCUUUCGGUGUCAUAUUCCUUGGUGAUGUGUUGUUGGAGCUGCAACGCUAUCAAUAG
Messenger RNA from Rosa rugosa (rugosa rose), 447 nucleotides. RefSeq names its product WAT1-related protein At4g15540-like. Gene Ontology annotation, molecular function: transmembrane transporter activity. Bases 1 to 447 code for a protein of 148 amino acids. Gene Ontology annotation, cellular component: plasma membrane. The record is from RefSeq and is a predicted model, not a curated record. Lineage: Eukaryota; Viridiplantae; Streptophyta; Magnoliopsida; Rosales; Rosaceae. The transcript has 4 exons.